GCUCCUGUCACACUUUAUGUGGCAAUCCACGACACGUAAUGUUGCUGACUUUAAUCGACAUUCUUAUGAGCAAGUGAAGCAAGUGGCACUCGGGCUCAGGCUAUGGACGCCACUAAUUCAGGGAUCGUAGAGGAAAGGUGAAGAAGCCUUAUCCGUUUGUGAGUCGAAGAUGGCAUGCCCAAGAUUGUGACUCUUGUAUCCCAAAGAGGAGAUAAUUUGAGGAGGGGGAAGUGGAUCAAGCGACUUGCAAUCUCAAUCGGGGUUUCGUGUGGAAAGUCAAGGUGUUCUCUUGGAAGGAAGUUUUCUUGGCAGGAAUUUUGGUCUUGCAAGAUUUUGUGAGAAUUUCGCUCAAGGAGGAUGCUUCAAUCCUCGUGACAAACCUUCUUUUCGAGCCUUUGCGUGGCACAAGUAAGCUUGUUGAGUUUGUGCGUCGAGUUUUGUUUCUAGGCCACGCUUCUCAAGACUGUCUGAUGCUGGGGACAGUGGUGGAUGCCUUUGCCAAAGAGACCACGAAGAAGACGAAGCUGGAAUUGAGUAUCGGAAGAGAAUAGCAGUGAUCGUCCGAAUGAAUUCAAGGAACUUGAGGAUACCUCACGUCAAGUGUAGGAUCCAUGAAGUUGUCUGAUGCUAUAAAUGUUGCACUGUUAGAUUAUUCUGAAGCGCAGUUUGGCAUCUUCUACGGUACUUGACAACAACGUCACCUCAGAGUUGCACAGUCGGGACAGCGCAUCGCUAUCUCCCAUCUGAAGUUAUGGCCAAAGCUUGCUCAAAUUUUCCCACUGUCUAUGAGAAGUACACAUCAGCCGAUUGCUCGCAGUAUAGCUCUACAUUUUUCACCAUUUUGGGAUCUACCGUACUUUCUAUGCUGAUUCUUACCGGUCUGGUCCGACUCAUCUCCUGCAUGAGACGCAGACAGUUUCCUAGAUACGUAAUUCGAUCUUCUGAGAGUUUAAGUUUACCCUCGGACGGUAUAACCAUAGAUGAUGAUAUCCAGCUACACACUGCUGGUGCAGGAUCUGGUAUGGUGAAGGGGAAAAGCUCUGAGGAUGUGAAGUGCGUUAUCAUGGCUGGUGAAGAAAAGCCCAUGUUUCUUGCACAUCCGAAUCCUAUUACCAGUUACAAUUGUUGAACUUCAAGCAAAAGUGAAAACAAUAAAACAGCUUUAAGAGUCGGAUAUGGUGAGCUGAUUCACCAAAGGUC
Messenger RNA from Marchantia polymorpha subsp. ruderalis, 1200 nucleotides. NCBI's taxonomy places the organism in Eukaryota, Viridiplantae, Streptophyta, Marchantiopsida, Marchantiales, Marchantiaceae. The record is from the annotation of a GenBank genome assembly.